This is a messenger RNA of Arachis stenosperma, 783 nucleotides long. RefSeq lists its product as uncharacterized. The record is from RefSeq and is a predicted model, not a curated record. The coding region runs from base 1 to 783 and encodes 260 amino acids. Lineage: Eukaryota; Viridiplantae; Streptophyta; Magnoliopsida; Fabales; Fabaceae. The transcript has 2 exons.
AUGAGCAACAAUGACACUACAAAGAAGCAGACGGAGAGCAUCAAAGAACCAACAGAGGACGAGAAGCAAACAAAGGCAGAUGAAGCUAAGGAGCAAUUUGUGAUGCCAAAUAAAAGCACCAAAGAGAAGGACAAUCAGCCACAGAGGUCAAGGGAAAUGACUCAGGGACAACAGCAAAUAGGAAAGAGCAUCACUCCUCCAAUGCCAUAUCCUCAGAGGUUCAAUAAAGAAGUUAAGGACCAGCAUUUCCACAAAUUCCUUGAGACUUUCAAGAAGCUGGAAAUUAACAUUCCUUUAGCUGAAGCUCUUGAACAAAUGCCUCUUGCUGUGAUUCAACGGGGCAUUCCACCAAAACUCAAGGAUCCGGGAGGCUUUGUAGUAUCGUGCACUAUUGGCAAAACAAUUCUCAACAAAGCUCUCUGUGACCUUGGGGCCAGCAUCAAUUUAAUGCCUCUUUCAAUGAUGAGAAAGCUUGAUAUAGAAGAGCUUAAGCCCACUAGGAUGUCAUUAGUUAUGGCUGACAGAUCCAUCAAGACACCCAAUGGAAUUGUGGAGAAUCUGUUGGUGAAGAUUGGGGAAUUUAUCUUCCCAGCAGAUUUUGUGAUUUUGGAUACUGAAGAGGAAGGAAGCGACUCAAUCAUUCUAGGAAGGCCAUUUUUACACACAGCAAGAGCCAUCAUUGAUGUAGAAAAAGGGGAAAUGAUCUUCAGAGUCCAUAAUGAACAAAUGAUCAUAAAUGUUUCAAGUCAAUGCAAAACAUUCCGGAGCAAGAGGACUACGUAA